AUGGCUCGAUGCCAUGCAAUCAUAGGAGGACUAGAGCUUCACGUUACCCAGGAAGAAGGCCCAAGUACAGCCAGCCAAAGCCCUCCUCUCCAACAGAUCCCGCCUUUGGGAGAAUGCACGGAAAUAUCAAAGCAACACAUCCCAGCGGAACCCGUAUUCAACACAGAUGCCGAGCGCCAGAAUUUCCGGCGUUUCUGCUAUCAAGAAGCUGUGGGUCCCCGCACAGUGUGCAGCCGCCUUUGGGAACUUUGCCACCAGUGGCUGAAGCCUGGAAAGAACACCAAGCUGCAGAUGCUGGAGUUGGUGAUCCUGGAGCAAUUCUUGGCCAUCCUGCCCCAGGAAAUGCAAAGCUAUGUCAAGGGAAAGGCACCGGUGAAUUGUGACCAUGCUGUGGCCCUGGCGGAGGACUUCCUGAAGGGCCAGCAAGGGCAGGAGGUGCAACAGGUCUUGGCAGAAGCAGUUCCCAAUAUCUCCAUGUCAAAGGAGGGCUCUUCAAAUGCUCUGCAUUCCCCAGUGUUCAUGGGAGUCAUCAGAAGUGGUCCUGGAGUGGCCAACGCAAUGAGUAAGUCUUUCUUGUUCCUCCGUACUUAG
This is a messenger RNA of Anolis sagrei ordinatus, 591 nucleotides long. NCBI's taxonomy places the organism in Eukaryota, Metazoa, Chordata, Lepidosauria, Squamata, Anolidae. The record is from RefSeq and is a predicted model, not a curated record.